AUGCUGUUCAUCUUUGAUGGUUUUGAUGAGAGUCGACUUCAGUUGAAUAUUCCUGAGAAGCUGUGUGAUGUGACCAAAACAUCAUCAGUGAACACACUGAUAUCAAACCUCAUCAAAGGAAAUAUUCUUCCCUCUGCACUCAUCUGGAUAACCUCCAGACCAGCAGCAGCCAAUCAGAUCCCCUCUCAGUUCAUCAGUCGUGUGACAGAAGUCCAAGGAUUCAGUGAUUCACAGAAAGAGGAAUACUUCAGAAAAAGAGUCAGUGAUGAGAGUCAAGCCAACAGAAUCAUCUCACACAUCAAGGCAUCAGUGAGUCUCCACAUCAUGUGUCACAUCCCAGUGUUCUGUUGGAUUUCAGCAACUGUGCUUCAGGAAAUGCUGCAUCGAGACAAUGUUAAAGAGAUCCCUAAAACUCUGACUGAGAUGUACACACACUUCCUGCUCAUUCAGACUAAAAUGAAGAAGCAGAAAUAUGAGGAGAGAGUUGAGACAGACUCAAAGAAUCUUCUGGAAUCAAGCAAGGAGAUCUUUCUGAAACUUGCUACACUGGCUUUUAAUCAGUUGCUGAGGGGCAAUGUCAUGUUUUAUGAAGAGGAUCUGAGAGAAUGUGGCAUUGAUGUGAGUGAGGCCACAGUGUACUCUGGGAUUUGUACUGAGAUCUUUAAGGAGGAAUCUGUUCUUCGUCAGAAGAAGGUCCACUGCUUUGUGCAUCUGAGUGUUCAAGAGUUCUUUGCUGCUCUCUAUGUGUUUUACUGCUAUGUAAACAAGAACAUGGAGGCACUGGAGUAUUUUCUGCAGAGAGAUACCAGAUACAAUGACUAUUAUUUUUCACAUGAGUUUGGGAAGUUGCUGAAGGGAGCUGUGGAUAAAUCUUUGGAGAGUAAGGAUGGACAUCUCGAUCUGUUUGUCCGCUUCCUUCAUGGCAUCUCACUGGAGUCCAACCAGAAACUCCUACAAGGCCUGCUGACACACACACAGAACAACCAGGAGAGCAUCAAGGAAAUAAGCCGUUACAUCAAAGGGUUAAAUAAAGAUGGUGUCCCACCUGAGAGAUGGAUCAAUCUACUGCACUGCCUGACCGAAAUGAAUGAUCACUCUCUCCAUAAAGAAAUUCAAGCUUUUGUCAAGUCUGAAAAUUACAGAACUAAACUCUCACUUGCACACUGCACAGCACUGGCCUACAUGUUUCUGAUGUCAGAGGAGGUGCUGGAUGAGUUUGACCUGAAGAAAUACAAGACAUCAGAUGAGGGUCGUAGGAGACUGCUCCCAGCUGUGAGGUGCUGCAGAAAAGCUCUACUCAGAGACUAUAAACUCACUCAGCAGUCCUGUGAAACUAUCGCCUCAGCUCUGAAGUCAGUGAACUGUCCCCUGAGAGAACUGGACCUGAGUAACACUGGUCUUCAGGAUUCAGGAGUGACGAUGCUCUGUGCCGCACUAAAGAAUCCAAACUGUCAACUGGAAACACUGAGACUCAGAGACUGUAACCUCACUCAGCAGUCCUGUGAAACUAUCGCCUCAGCUCUGACGUCAGUGAACUGUCCCCUGAGAGAACUGGACCUGAGUAACACUGGUCUUCAGGAUUCAGGAGUGACGAUGCUCUGUGCCGCACUAAAGAAUCCAAACUGUCAACUGGAAAUACUGAGACUUGUUCUCUGUAAACUCACUGAACAGUCCUGUUCAUCUAUAGCCUCAGUUCUACAGUCAGUAAACUGUCCCCUGAGAGAACUGGACCUGAGUAACAAUGACCUUCAGGAUUCAGGAGUGAAGUUUCUCUGUGUGGGACUGAAGAAUCCACACUGUAAACUGGAGAUACUGAGACUUGCUCUCUGUAAACUCACUGAACAGUCCUGUUCAUCUAUAGCCUCAGUUCUACAGUCAGUAAACUGUCCCCUGAGAGAACUGGACCUGAGUAACAAUGACCUUCAGGAUUCAGGAGUGAACUUUCUCUGUGUGGGACUGAAGAAUCCACGCUGUAAACUGGAGAUACUGAGGUUGUCUGGUUGUUUAGUGACAGAUGAAGGUUGUUCUUCUCUGGCUUCAGCUCUGAGUUCAAACCCCUCACACCUGAGAGAACUGGAUCUGAGCUACAAUCACCCAGGAGACUCAGGAGUGAAGCGUCUCUCCACACAGAUGAAUCAACACUGUCGACUCAAGUCAGUACAUGUGGACCAUGGUGGAGAAUUCAGGAUCAAACCAGGACUAAGAAAAUAUGCCUGUGAUCUCACACUGGACCCAAACACAGUAAACACACGACUCUCUCUGUCUGAGGGGAACAGAACGGUGACACUGGGAGAGAAUCAGUCGUAUCCUGAUCAUCCAGAGAGAUUUGAUGAGUAUUAUCAGGUCAUGUGUAGAGAGAGUCUGACUGGACGCUGUUACUGGGAGACUGAGAGGAGUGGAGAUAAUGUUGAUAUAUCAGUGACAUAUAAAGGAAUCAGGAGGAAAGGAAACAGUGAUGACUGUGGGUUUGGACUCAAUGAAAAGUCCUGGAGUCUGUGUUGCCAUGGUAACAGUUACUUUGCCCGUCACAAUAAACAGGAAACUGUCAUACCUCACCACCCCUCACACACACACAGAGUAGGAGUGUAUCUGGACUGGUCGUCUGGAACUGUGUCCUUCUACAGCGUCUCCUCUGACACACACACACUCACACACAUACACACAUUCCACUGCACAUUCACUGAACCGCUCUAUGCUGGGGCGCCGCCAUAUUGGGGCGUUACACUGCGCAUGUGUGCUAAUGGGACUCUGAGCGUGGAGCGGCACUAUGGCAACGGAGGAGGGGUCACACUAAGGUCACGCACGUCACUGUACAGGUGCACAGGCAUUGGAUCCUUUAUGCCAGGGGUCGCCAACGUGGUGCCCGUGGGCACCACAUCAGUCUAA
Molecule: messenger RNA, 2886 nt
Organism: Chanos chanos (milkfish)
Lineage: Eukaryota; Metazoa; Chordata; Actinopteri; Gonorynchiformes; Chanidae
Product: NACHT, LRR and PYD domains-containing protein 12-like
Exons: 9
Coding region: 1-2886 (961 amino acids)
Molecular function (GO): protein binding
Source: RefSeq, a predicted model, not a curated record